This is a messenger RNA of Hyposmocoma kahamanoa, 2505 nucleotides long. Its product is annotated as macoilin-2. Bases 128 to 2299 code for a protein of 723 amino acids. The record is from RefSeq and is a predicted model, not a curated record. Lineage: Eukaryota; Metazoa; Arthropoda; Insecta; Lepidoptera; Cosmopterigidae. Gene Ontology annotation, cellular component: rough endoplasmic reticulum membrane. The transcript has 13 exons. Gene Ontology annotation, biological process: neuronal signal transduction.
UCGUAAAUUCUGUAGGCCGAUUGACAACAAAAGGCAAUAUUUGGAGCAUUGUUGUUUUAAAUGUUUCCUUGUAGAGUGUUGUGAACGGAAAGCCUAUAUUUCUGAUUUACACGGUGGAGGAAAAAAUAUGAAGAGGCGAAAUGCCGACACUGGGAAAAUGCGGCGCCCUGUGAAACGCACCAAAAUCACCGAAGGAAUGUACGGAAACUCAAUGCUGUACCUUAAAUUCGUGAUGCUGUGGGCAACAGUGGUGAUGGCCGACUACAUGCUCGAGUUCCGCUUCGAGUUCCUCUGGCCGUUCUGGAUGAUACUCAGAUCUGUCUAUGACUCAUUCAAAUAUCAGGGACUUGCAUUCUCUGUGUUCUUCAUCUGCAUAGCGCUGACGUCUGACAUGAUAUGUUUCUUCUUUAUACCGCUACAAUACAUAUUCUUCGCAGCCAGCACCUACGUUUGGGUGCAGUAUGUCUGGUAUUCAUUUGCAGACAAAGGCAUAUGUCUACCCACUGUAGCAAUAUGCUGCGUGCUAGUCUACGUAGAGGGUGCGCUAAGGACAGAUCGCGGAGGCGGGGUGGCGGGAGGGGGGUUGGAGCUCUGUCGGCCGCUGGCCGCGCACUGUGUCGGUUACCCAGUGGUGACUCUCGGUUUCGGUGUAAAGUCGUACGUGGGGCACAGGCUGCGGUUAAGGCGGCAGAAACAAGUACGCGCCGAAAAUGAGUUCUACUUCCAGCUAAUGAAGGACGCGUUACCCGAGAGCGCGUUAGAACAGAAUCAACAAACAAAAGAGUCAGAACGGACACAGAGCUCGACAGCAAAUGGCGAGUGUCCACAGCCGCAGUCGCAGCCGGCGACAGAAAAGCAUGCGCACGCGCACGAUACGCGGCACAUGAAUGGCUCACUGCGGCGCAAAGUGGGCAAGACGGAGUCAAAUGGCUCGUGUGUGCCAGAUCCUGCAGUCUUGCAGGCCAAGCUGGAUAAGCUAGAGCGACACCUGCAAGAAAAGGCAGCGAGAACGGCGGCACACGCGCAGUCUGCGACACACGCGCACAGCAACGGCACGGCGCCCGGCGCGCACGAUGCAGACGACAAACACGAACACAGUAAAGGUGGUUCGAAAUCGAAAUGUGAAAAGAAAGAGGCUAGUACAUUAAAAGAAGAAAAAAGAAAGAAUAAAAACAAAGAUAAAGAUAAGGAUAAUCAUAGUGAUAGUCAUAAGAAUACAGAGCAAACAAAAGAACAAAUAGUUAAAGAUGUAGAAAGUACAAAAGAAAAUCACAUAAGAAAUCACAAAGAGUGCAGCAGCAGUUAUAAGGAGAGAGAGAAGGAGAAGGAAAGAGAAAGAGAGAGGGAGAAAGAAAAGGAAAUGAGAGAGCGAGAGAAGGAGCGCGAGCGGGAACGAGAACGCGAAUCGCGCGAGGCUCGUGAAUGCGCCGAGGAGCUCAGACGAGUGAAAUCGGAGCUGAUGACGGCGCGGACUGCCGAGGCGGAGGCUAAGCGGGCCCUGGCAGCCGCUGCAGCCGCUGACCGCCAGCGGAGGCAGGACUAUCAUCAGCUCAAGCAGGCGCAUCAAGCUUUACAGCACAAGCUCCAGACGUGGCGCAGCAGCGAGCGCGCGGCGCUGGAGCGGCGCCUGGGCGAGGAGCGGCGCGCGCGCACCGCGGCCGAGACGCAGCUGCGCAGCGCCCGCCACGCGCACUCGCAGCAGCAGCAGCAGCAGCAGCAACAGCAGCUACAACAGCAGCAGCUACAACAGCAGAAGCUACAGCAGCAGCAGAAUGCAAGCGGUGAAUGCGAAAAUUCGUGGUGCGCGUCGCGGCGAGCGGCGCAGGCGGCAGCGGAAGCGCAGGUGGCGGCGGAAGCGGACGCCGCGGCGAUGCGGCGGGACCUGCGGAGGGCGCGAGAGCGCGCGGAGCAGCUGCAGAGAGACUUGACGAGAGCCACUGAGCAGGUGCGGUCCCUGGAGGAGGAGGGCGCGGCGCCGAGCAGCCGCCUGGCCGGCGCCUGCGCCGCGCUGCAGGAGCGCGCCGCGCACCUCGAGCGCUCGCUCUCCGCCGAGACCAGGGUCAAGCUGGACCUGCUGUCGGCGCUGGGCGAGGCCAAGCGGCAGAUGCACAUACAGGAAGGUCUAAUAUCGAGGCAAGAAAAAGAGAUAGAAGAGCUUAAAGCGCAAAUGUUGGCCGUGAUGCCCACGGAGUUCGUGACCCCGGUGAGUGGCACGGUGUCCAAACUCCGCCUGGAGAGCUCCCCGCUGGAUCCCAACGCGUCAGUCUACACGCCGAAGCAACUCUGUUCCGACGCUUAGAACUCAUAGAACCGGUCUUUGUAUGGACAUUGAUCUCAUUUUUUGUUUAAUUUAUUAUUUUGUACUUGUUUUUUAAUUGUGUCGUGGAAAUUGUGCUAAUUGUCUUCCUUGUGGUUCCAGAUUUUGGUAUCUUGAAUUAUUAACUUUAUUCAGCCCUUACAAAGACUAAUUUAUAAAUUUAUUUUUAUUGUAUUGCAAUCUGUAAC